Pelmatolapia mariae (spotted tilapia) is the source of this 1083-nucleotide messenger RNA. RefSeq names its product carcinoembryonic antigen-related cell adhesion molecule 6-like. The record is from RefSeq and is a predicted model, not a curated record. The transcript is spliced from 6 exons. NCBI's taxonomy places the organism in Eukaryota, Metazoa, Chordata, Actinopteri, Cichliformes, Cichlidae. Bases 1 to 1083 code for a protein of 360 amino acids.
AUGGAAACAUUUCUGAUAUACUUCAUCAUUCUCUGUGCCGUCUCAGGUCUGCCUCAUGAGCCGCAGCUGAGGUGUGUUGCAGCUCGUCAGCCACAACAACUGCCAUCUCAAACCGCCACACCCCUUCUUUCUUCCCCCAUUUGCCCCCGAGCUGAGCUGAAUGCAGCUGUAGGAGAAACUGUGAUGUUCACUACAACACUGUCUCCAUCAGAGAAGCCGUUUACAUCUGUGAUCUGGAGUUUUAAUAUCUCUACGCCUAUAAUAUUCAUAAUUAACUCAGAAGAAACUAUUGGACCUGAGUAUGAAGGCAGGAUCACCUUCUUCCCAUCUACUGCGUCUUUGGAGCUCAGGAGUCUCACUCUGGAUGACAUUGGAGAAUACGUUGUUAACAUUAUACAAGAUGGAACAAUCGCGAGUGGACGUACUACUCUGGUGAUAUACGAGAAAGUCUCCAAUGUGUUGGUAACUUCCAGCAGCACAGACUUGGUUGAGUUCAGUGGUUCUGUCUCUCUGUCCUGCUCUGCCUCUGGAUCCUCUCUCUCUUUCCUCUGGUUGAACGGCAGCUCUGAGGUUACAGCAAGUGACAGAGUUCAGCUCACUGAUGGAGGCUCCAAUCUGACUAUAAUCAAUGUGACCCGCUUUGACCAGGGACCAUUAAUGUGUCGUGUGUCCAAUCAUGUCAGUACUGGUACCAGUGAUCCAGUAAACCUCUGCAUCAGCUAUGUCCCAGAAAAUAUCAAUUUGAUCUUAUCUCCAUCACAAGGAUACUUUGCUGUAGGGUCAGACAUCAGCAUCACCUGCUCGGUUGGAUCCAGACCUCCUGCCCAGUUUAAGUGGUUUCUGAAUGGAGAUCAGCUGCCUGAUACUGGAUCAGAGCUCAGACUGAUGAAUGUUCACAUGAGUCAGAGUGGAAACUACAGCUGUCAGGCCUUUAACAACAAAACUCUGAGAUCUCAAAAAUCUCAGCCUUCAGCCAUCACUGUACUGGACAAUCGUAGACCUAGAAACAGCAUUGAUACCGUGCAGGACCCUCAAGCUACCGGGUCAACGUUAGAGGACAUGAGCUUUUCUGUGAUAAGAUAA